Messenger RNA from Perca fluviatilis (European perch), 7247 nucleotides. RefSeq names its product epiplakin-like. NCBI's taxonomy places the organism in Eukaryota, Metazoa, Chordata, Actinopteri, Perciformes, Percidae. Gene Ontology annotation, biological process: hemidesmosome assembly; wound healing; intermediate filament cytoskeleton organization. The record is from RefSeq and is a predicted model, not a curated record. Gene Ontology annotation, cellular component: focal adhesion; cytoskeleton; hemidesmosome. Gene Ontology annotation, molecular function: structural constituent of cytoskeleton; cadherin binding; structural constituent of muscle.
UGUAUAUAUCUGGCCAGAGAGCACAGAGGACUACCUGUGAGACGUCGGGACCUCAAAAUCCCAAAGUCUAUCACACCGUCUGAGACCAACUUCUAACCAGAGUGGGACUUUCUACAAACAUCAGGGACGGAGUUUCAAAGCCCUGCAAUUCUGACCAUAAAAGCCCGGGUACCUUUGAUCUUUUUUCUGAAUUUUGGAACGGCCCGGAGGAUCCGAAGAUCUGAGGCUGCCCAAAGACUGAUAAAAAGGCCAAGAUGGACUCUAAGCAAAAUGGCCACACAGAAGUCCACGGACCUGUGGCUGGCAUCUUCCUGGAAAAAACAAGGGAGAAGAUAACCAUAUAUCAAGCCAUGAAGAAACGUCUGCUUAAGCCAGGAACAGCAUUAGCCCUGCUUGAAGCACAAGCAGCCACAGUAGGCAUCGUAGACCCAAUAAACAAUCGAAUACUUCCUGUUGCCGAUGCUGUUAAGGAGGGAAUAGUUGGCACGGAAAUGAAAGAGAAACUCCUCACAGCCGAGAAAGCUGUCAGGGGCUAUUUAGACCCCUACACAAACCAAAUGAUAUCUGUAUAUCAAGCUAUGCAAAAAGAUUUAGUUUCAAGAGAUUAUGGAUUGAGACUGCUGGAAGCACAAAUCGCCACACAAGGCUUGUUUGAUCCUGUUGAGAAGUCACAUAUUUCAGUUGAAUCUGCGAUUCAAAAGGGCUACUAUGAAAAAGGUUUGCUCAAUGACCAGAUGUCAGAGCUGAAAGUGUUCUACAAUCCAAGCUUGCAAGAAAAUCUUAACUACCACAACCUGCUAGAGAAAUGCAUGGUGGAGCCUGACACAGGCUUGUUGCUCCUUCCUGUUUGCAUAACCUUCAAAGGUCUGCGAAGAGGUAUUUCCUCCACUGAACUCCUUGCAUCAAAGAUCAUUGACAAAGAAACAUUUGAUGACCUACAGAAGGGAAAGACCACUACACAGGAUGUGAUGUUGAUGGAAACAGUUAAAGAGUACCUGAAUGGCAAAGGCAGUAUCGCAGGCAUUGCUAUACUCUCGUCCAAUCAGAGAAUGAGCAUUUAUCAAGCCAUGAAGAAAGGCAUACUGAUGCCUGGAACAGCACUUGUUCUACUGGAGGCACAAGCUGCGACUGGAUUCAUGAUUGAUCCUGUAGAAAACAAAAUGUUCACUGUGGAUGAGGCCAUCAAAAACAAAGUUUUUGGCCCAGAAUAUUACGCAAAGCUGCGUUCUGCUGAGCGAGCAGUUACUGGAUACAAAGACCCAUACUCAGGUGAAACUAUAUCUCUUUUUCAAGCAAUGACAAAAGAACUCAUCAUUCUGCAACAUGGAAUACGCCUACUUGAGGCGCAAAUCGCUACAGGUGGAAUAAUAGACCCGAUCAACAGUCAUAGACUACCAACGGAAGUGGCCUUCAAGAGAGGUUAUUUCAAUGAAGAAAUGAAUGCCAUGCUAGAGAAUCCAGGGGAUGACACGAAGGGUUUCUUUGACCCAAACACAGAAGAAAAUCUAACUUACUUUGAGCUGAUGGAAAGGUGUGUCAUUGAUCCCAUCACUGGACUGUGCCUCCUUCCUCUCCUUGAUAAGUCAGACAAGCUGAAUUUCAACUUUAUUGACCAUCAAACUAAAAUGGCCUUCAAAGAGGAGAAGGUAAACGUGGUAUAUGGAAAGUACAUGGGGAAGACAGUAUCUCUGUGGGAACUCCUGAUGUCAGAAUACUUUGAUGAACACCAGAGGCGAGACAUCAUUCAAAAGUACAGAGAGGGGAAGCUCAAUAUCAAGACCAUUAUCACAACGGUUCUGGAAAUCAUAGAAAAGUCUGUGAAAACAACGAAUGUCAUCUUUGAAGGCAUCAGAGAAAACGUCACAGCCAAACAGCUUGAGGAAGCAGAUAUCAUAAGUAAGGAGGUUCUGGAGGAUCUGAAAAAGGGAAAAGUGUCAGUGAAGGAUGUUAUAAAAGAUGAAAAUGUCAAUAUGUACCUGCAGGGUAAAGACAGCAUCGCAGGCAUUCUGCUUCCUGAUUCUCAAAUCAUGACCAUCUACCAGGCCAAACAAAAAGGAAAGCUGAUGCCAGGAACGGCUCUGAUUCUACUGGAAGCACAGGCAGCAACAGGGUUCAUAAUUGACCCUAUUGGAAACAGGAAGUUUUCAGUGGAUGAUGCUGUCAAAGCAAAGAUAGUGGGGCCUGAUGUCUGUCACAAAUUGCGCUCAGCAGAGAAAGCGGUCACUGGGUACAAGAAUCCAUAUGAUGGCAAAAUAAUCUCUUUGUUCCAAGCCAUGCAAAAAGAUCUCAUUCUAAAAGACCAUGGAAUUCGGCUCCUGGAAGCACAAAUUGCGACUGGUGGGAUUAUUGACCCAGUGAACAGCCAUCGCAUUCCUGUCCAUGUGGCCUAUAAGAAGGGAUACUUUAAUGAGGAAAUGAAUGAGAUCUUGAUUGAUCCAAGUGAUGACACCAAAGGAUUCUUUGAUCCCAACACCCUUGAGAACCUGACAUACUUGCAACUCAUGGCUAGAUGUGUCAGAGAUCCCAGUACAGGUCUGUGCCUCUUGCCACUCAAAAGCAAAAGUAACAACAUUUCCAUAGAUGAUAACAUAAGGGAAACAUUCAAAACAACAGUUACUGUUAAGUAUGGCAGGUUUAAUGGCAAGCACACAACACUGUGGGAUCUUAUCAAUUCAGAGUAUCUGACUGAGGACAAAAGACAGGAGUUUUUCAAGCUCUUCAAGUCAAGGAAAAUCACAGUCGAGCAACUCAUUGUCACCAUUUUAGAGAUCAUUGAGAGUAAGGAGAUAAAACAGCAAGCAGGGCUGAAAAUUAAAGGUCUCAGAGGAGAGGUCUCUGUUGUGGAUCUUUUGGAGCUUGAAAUUGUGGAUGAAAAAACAUACAACAGUUUGGUCGAGGGAAAGAUGACAAGCACUGAUGUAAUGAAAAUGGACAGUGUGAGAGCCUACCUACAAGGGAAAAGUUGUGUGGGGGGGGGUUUUUAACACCCCCCAAAAAAAAAGAAGAACACCCCAAAAAACAAAAAAGGUUUUCGCUUCAUGUACACACCUGGCACUGCUCUAUGCCUCCUUGAAGCACAAGCAGCCACAGGUUUCAUUGUUGAUCCUUUGAAAAACCAAAAACUGACAGUGGAGCAAGCUCUCAGAGAGAAGGUAAUUGGUCCAGAGAUGCAUGAAAAGCUUUUGUCUGCAGAGAGGGCUGUCACUGGUUACAUAGAUCCAUACACUGGUCAAAAGAUCUCACUUUUCCAAGCUUUGCAAAAGGAUCUAAUUAUCAAGCAGCAUGGCAUCCGUUUACUUGAGGCCCAGCUUGCUACAGGUGGAAUCAUUGAUCCUUUGAAGUGUCUUCACUUACCCCUUAAGGUUGCAUACAGGAAAGGAUAUUUUGAUGCGGAAUUGUAUCAGAUCCUAUUAGACCCAAGUGAUGACACAAAGGGGCUUUUUGAUCCAAAGACACAAGACAAUCUGACAUACAUGGAGAUGUUGGGUAGAUGUGUGAAAGACGAGGAAACAGGACUGCUUCUGCUGUCAAUGAAUGACAAACCGAAAACUACAGAAACAAAGGCAAAAAUGUACACCAACACUGAGAUAAAGCAAGAGUUUGAAAAGACCGCUGUGAGCAUAUCGGUAGGACGGUACUCAGGAAAAUCAGUUUCUCUAUGGGACUUGAUCCACUCUGGGUAUUUUACAGAGGAUCAGCAGCUUGAAUUCUUUGAUAAAUACAGAACAGGGAAGAUAAACACACAAACCAUAAUCACAUUAGUGAUUUCCACCAUUGAAAAACUGGAGCGUGAAACACACAAAACGAUAAUGGGCCUGAGAAAACCUGUCUCUGCUCAACAACUACUGGAUUCUGAUAUCAUUGAUGUAGAUACAUUCAAACAGGUGAAAGAAGGAAAACUCCCUCUUGAAGAAGUGAUCAAAAGUGAACCUGUGAGAGGAUACCUGAAGGGAACCGGAAGCAUUGCUGGAAUUAAGGUUCACCCAUCCCAUAAAGUAAUGAGCAUAUAUGAAGCAAAGAAGGAAGAUCUGUUGACACCUGGCACUGCACUUGUACUGCUUGAAGCACAGGCUGCAACAGGAUGGGUGAUUGAUCCUUUAAAAAACAAGUUCUACACUGUUGAUGAGGCUGCAAGAGAGAAAGUAAUAGGACCAGAUGUACAUGAGCAACUUUUCUCAGCCGAAAGAGCAGUCAUUGGCUACAAAGAUCCAUACACAGAUGCAACCAUAUCACUGUUUGAAGCCAUAGAUGAACAGCUGAUUGCAAGAAGUGAUGGCAUUCGUCUUCUUGAGGCACAGAUGGCAACUGGAGGAAUCAUUGAUCCAAAUCAAAGUCACAGGCUGCCUGUUCAUGUUGCUAUUAAAAAGGGAUAUCUAGAUGAAGAAAUAAGCAAAAUUCUGUUGAACCCAACUGAUGAUGCAAAGGGAUUCUUUGAUCCAAACACCAAAGAAAACCUCUCUUACCUUCAGCUGAUAAAGCGAUGCGAGAAGGAUCCAGAAACUGGGCUACUUCUUCUAUCAGUGUAUCAAGAAGAAUCCAAUGUAUUUCACACAGAUGAGCAAAUAGAGCUUGCUUUCAAAAAUAAACCGAUCGCAAUGGAUGCUGGAAAAUUUAAAAACAAAAAGGUGACAUUGUGGGAAGUGCUGGUCUCUGAAUACAUAUCAAAACAAAAAAGGGAGCAGCUCAUACAACAAUACAAAACAAAAACCAUGACAAUAGAAGAGAUCAUUGAAAUACUCACUGUUAUCAUUACUGAGGUAUCAUCCAAAGAAAGAAAGUUCAAAGGACUAAGAAAGCAGGUCUCAGCCAGUGAGUUGUAUGAGUCAAAGAUUAUCUCAAAGGAACUUUUCACACAGAUUAUACAAGGAAAGGUAACUGAAGAGAAUGUUAACAAAAUGGAAUCGAUUCAGAAGUACCUUGGAGCUACAAACUGUAUAGCAGGUGUCAGAGUUGAAUCUACAAAGAAAGUUAUGAGCAUAUACGAAGCCAAAACCAAAAGCAUGCUGACCCCUGGUACAUCUCUUGUGCUGCUGGAGGCACAAGCUGCCACUGGUUUUGUCAUUGAUCCAGUGAACAACAAAAAACUUUCUGUAGAGGAAGCUGUGGCUCAAAGAGUGGUUGGCAGUGAGUGGAAAAAUAAACUCCUUUCAGCCGAAAGGGCUGUUACAGGAUACAAAGAUCCCUACACCGGAAACACAAUUUCGUUGUUCCAAGCCUUGAAAAAAGAUCUUAUUGUGAAAGAUCAUGGAAUUCGUCUCCUUGAAGCUCAAAUUGCCACAGGAGGCAUAAUUGACCCAGUGCACAGUCACAGAGUCCCUGUUCAGGUAGCAUAUACAAGAGGUUACUUUGAUGAAGAAAUGAACCAGAUACUGUCUGACCCCGAUGAUGACACCAAGGGCUUCUUUGACCCCAACACCCAAGAGAACCUCACCUAUCUUCAGCUGGUUGAGAGGUGUGUCACAGAUCCCAUCACAGGUCUUAGCUUACUGGUGAUUGCAAAGAAAGACGAGUUUUAUUUCUUUGUUGAUGAGGCAACAAAACUCAUUUUGAAAUCUACAUUGACAACCAAAGCAGGAGGGAAAUACCAAGGCACAUCAGUGUCUCUAUGGGAUCUGCUCUACUCCAAAUACAUCACUGAGGAGAAGAGGAGAGAGGUUGUGCAACAGUACAAGUCUGGAUCAAUCACAAUUGAAUGCUUCUUGGAAAUGAUCCUGACAAUCAUUGAGAAGACUACAGUUACAGAGACAACUGAAGUUCAAAACUUCCAUGGAAUCAGAAAGGAUGUCACUGCCAAUGAGUUGCUUGAAUCAAAAAUCAUCAAUGAGGACCUCUACAAAAAUCUUACCGCUGGAAAAGUCACAGUGACAGAAAUAAGUGAAAUGGACUCAGUACGUAAGUAUUUAAAGGGAACUAACAGCAUUGCAGGAGUGUACCUGCAGUCCACCAAAGAGACCCUGAGUAUAUAUGAAGCCAAAAGUAAAGGACUGCUAACUCCUGGUACUUCUCUGGUUCUGCUGGAAGCCCAAGCUGCCACUGGUUUUGUUAUUGACCCAGUAAACAACAAGAGACUUUCUGUAGAGGAAGCUGUGGCUCAAAGAGUGGUUGGCAGUGAGUGGAAAAAUAAACUGCUUUCAGCAGAAAGGGCUGUUACAGGAUACAAAGAUUACCUACACGACCAACCAAUUUCUUUGUUCCAAGCCUUGAAAAAAGAUCUUAUUGUGAAAGAUCAUGGAAUUCGUCUCCUUGAAGCGCAAAUUGCCACAGGAGGCAUCAUUGACCCAGUGUACAGUCACAGAGUGCCUGUUCAGGUAGCAUAUACAAGAGGUUACUUUGAUGAAGAAAUGAACCAGAUACUGUCUGACCCCGAUGAUGACACCAAGGGCUUCUUUGACCCCAACACCCAAGAGAACCUCACCUAUCUUCAGCUGGUUGAGAGGUGUGUCACAGAUCCCAUCACAGGUCUUAGCUUACUGGUGAUUGCAAAGAAAGGAGAGUUAAACUUCCAUGGAAUCAGAAAGGAUGUCACUGCCAAUGAGUUGCUUGAAUCAAGAAUCAUCAAUGAGGACCUCUACAAAAAUCUUACCGCUGGAAAAGUCACAGUGACAGAAAUAAGUGAAAUGGACUCAGUACGUAAGUAUUUAAAGGGAACUAACAGCAUUGCAGGAGUGUACCUGCAGUCCACCAAAGAGACCCUGAGCAUAUAUGAAGCCAAAAGCAAAGGACUGCUAACUCCUGGUACUUCUCUGGUUCUGCUGGAAGCCCAAGCUGCCACUGGCUUUGUUAUCGACCCAGUAAAAAACAAGAGACUUUCUGUAGAGGAAGCUGUGGCUCAAAGAGUGGUUGGCAGUGAGUGGAAAAAUAAACUGCUUUCAGCAGAAAGGGCUGUUACAGGAUACAAAGAUCCCCAUACUGGAAACAUAAUUUCGUUAUUCCAAGCCUUGAAAAAAGAUCUUAUUGUGAAAGAUCAUGGAAUUCGUCUCCUUGAAGCUCAAAUUGCCACAGGAGGCAUCAUUGACCCAGUGCACAGUCACAGAGUGCCUGUUCAGGUAGCAUAUACAAGAGGUUACUUUGAUGAAGAAAUGAACAAGAUACUGUCUGACCCCGAUGAUGACACCAAGGGCUUCUUUGACCCCAACACCCAAGAGAACCUCACCUAUCUUCAGCUGGUUGAGAGGUGUGUCACAGAUCCCAUCACAGGUCUUAGCUUACUGGUGAUUGCAAAGCAAGGCGAUUUAUUUCUUUGUUGA